This is a messenger RNA of Punica granatum (pomegranate), 1357 nucleotides long. The record is from RefSeq and is a predicted model, not a curated record. NCBI's taxonomy places the organism in Eukaryota, Viridiplantae, Streptophyta, Magnoliopsida, Myrtales, Lythraceae.
AAAAGACAAAAAGAAGAGAGAGAGAGACGCAAUCAGUCGUCUGACUGCCCGCCUCCCCUCCCUCCUCUUCUCUCCUCUAGGCGACGCCUUCCUUCCUUUCUCUCCCUGAGACUGCUUAUUAAUUCAUGAGCCGCCCGCAUCUUCGAAUUUUCCCGGAAAAUUAUUCAGUCCCUCUCUCCAGCUCCAGGCAGAGCAACAACUCAUCCCGUCGACUUUCUCCCUUUGCCCACUCCUCCUCAGUCAAAUCUCCUGUCAUCAGUUUCUGCGUCUCUGGUCGGCCCCGAAGGUUGAGCGGUCCGAAGAAGCUCAGAAUGGCUCCUCCGAUCCUUUCUCUGGCUUUGCCUUCCGAGACGGGUCGAGUCCUCAGCAUUCAAUCCCACACUGUCCAGGGAUAUGUUGGCAACAAAUCGGCUGUCUUUCCUCUUCAAUUGUUGGGCUACGAUGUAGAUCCCGUCAAUUCCGUACAGUUCUCAAACCACACAGGAUACCCAACUUUCAAGGGUCAGGUUCUGAAUGGUCAGCAGCUAUGGGAAUUGAUUGAGGGCCUUGAAGCGAACGAUCUCCUAUAUUAUACGCAUCUAUUAACAGGUUAUAUCGGUUCUGUCUCUUUUCUGGACACUGUUUUGGAAGUCGUCAAGAAGCUCCGUUCGGUGAACCCAAAUCUCGUAUAUGUUUGUGAUCCGGUGAUGGGCGAUGAGGGAAAGCUUUAUGUCCCACAGGACCUUGUUUCAGUCUAUCGGCAGAAGGUUGUUCCAGUAGCCUCAAUGUUGACUCCUAAUCAAUUUGAGGCAGAACUCUUGAGUGGAUGCAGGAUUGAGUCUGAAGCAGAUGGCUGGGAAGCUUGUAAUGCUCUUCAUGAUGUUGGUCCAUCAAAGGUGGUGAUAACAAGCAUAAACAUAGAUGGGAAUCUUCUCCUCAUUGGUAGUCAUCAGAAGGCAAAGGGUCAGCCUCCCGAGCAGUUCAAGAUUUCAAUUCCCAGAAUACCUGCAUAUUUUACGGGUACUGGAGAUCUUAUGACCGCACUUCUGCUCGGAUGGAGCAAUAAAUAUCCCGACAAUCUUGACAAGGCAGCAGAGCUUGCAGUAUCAAGUUUGCAGGCUCUACUUCAGAGAACUGUCAAGGACUACAUAGCUGCCGGCUUUGAUCCUCAAACUAGCAGCUUGGAAAUUCGACUUAUACAAAGCCAAGAUGACAUCCGGAACCCUCAACCCAUUUUUAAGGCAACACGAUUCUGUUAGAUACGUCGAAUGUUUUAUUAAGUCUCACCAUAAAUGACUGGAUAAUUUCCUUGUAUUCAAUUCGAAAAGUUCAGAUUUAUGGCAACAAAAAAAGUAAAGAUAUCUUUGUUCUUCCCACC